Molecule: messenger RNA, 1215 nt
Organism: Recurvomyces mirabilis
Lineage: Eukaryota; Fungi; Ascomycota; Dothideomycetes; Mycosphaerellales; Teratosphaeriaceae
Exons: 1
Coding region: 1-1215 (404 amino acids)
Source: RefSeq, a predicted model, not a curated record
AUGGCCAGCGGCUGCCAGUCAGCUAAGUUCAACCAGCUGCGUAUUGGUGUCUCUUCCACCGACCCAGUCUUAAUAAAUGCAGAAUAUCUACACGACAUACUGCAUCAUGGGGCAGGUCAAAACACUCUCAGCGAGUCCUAUCACCAUCCUGUAGGACUGCUAUGGCACAACGAUGGACGAGUGCCUCGUACUUUCGCCCCGGGUCCUUUGGUUUUUCUGACCACCGUAUGCUUCCUCUUGCUGUACCUUGGACCAAGCCCCAAGCUACUAUAUACACAGCUGAACCAACGGUCGAGCGGAACAGAAGAUCGUGUGCAGCGAUGGGACUGGAAAGACACCAAGGAGGAAAUGUACUGCCGCGCGCGGCACACCAAUCACUCGCAGAGCAAGACCUCGAUCCCGAAUGUCAUCCACUUCAUAUCCUUAACGAACCCAGGCGGAAUUUUGGACCUUGACUACGCACGCUUUCUUGCGCUCAAGGCUGCUGUCGUCCGUGCUGAUGCCAUGGAAAUCAAGCUCCAUACAACCGGACUGAAUCAAAAGAAUUACUGGUGGAAGCAGCUUCGAAGGCACAUUACGCUCGUAAACGUUGACUGGCAAGACUACUUUCCCGAUGGCGGGUCUCCCGCGGCAAGAGGCAUUUCCUUGCCUCAUCAGGCAGACUUCUUGAGACUCGCGAUCUUGAGGCGUGAGGGAGGCAUCUACUUCGACACGGAUGUAUAUGCUCUCAAGCCGCUUAACGAACUUCUCGACAGGCCCCGCGACAUACUGAUGGGCCACGAGGGCGGCAACCGCUACGGUCUUUGUAAUGCAGUGAUCAUCGCACGACCCGAGAGCGAGUUCUUAUCACGAUGGCGAGAGGCAUAUACCAGCUUUGACUCGCACGUCUGGAAUUACCGUUCAGUUCGAUUGCCAAAGCAGAUGCAGGUGAUGCAUCCCGAUCUGAUAUGUCCGCUGUCACCCACAAUCUUCUUCUGGCCAACAUGGGCGAAACCACAUGUGCAUUAUAUGCAUGAUGAGGUGUUAGAUCCUGUCGAGCGCUCAAGCUUCGAGGCAGAUCUGGAGGAUUUCGGUGGAGCGAUGUAUGAGAACCAGCUGGCAUUUCAUGCUGUCGCUGCGAAGGACUACUUGAAUGUUCUGACUGCGGAUGAUGUGGAAACGGUAGAUACGAGGUUUAAUCUGUUGCUGCGCGAGGUUGCUAGAGCGGAGUUGUAG